Molecule: messenger RNA, 891 nt
Organism: Alternaria postmessia
Lineage: Eukaryota; Fungi; Ascomycota; Dothideomycetes; Pleosporales; Pleosporaceae
Exons: 1
Coding region: 1-891 (296 amino acids)
Source: RefSeq, a predicted model, not a curated record
AUGACAGGACGCGGUCGUGGUGGCCGGACAACGCCCGACAUCCCAGGCGAUCCCUCGCUCAUCUCCCGACCUGUACCUCUUCGUAGAGACUUUGCCAUUCAAGCCUUCGGCUCGGGAUCGGCAGCCGACCUCCAAACGGAACGAUACACGUCGGAUAAAGCGGUCGCAGAGCGAAGGGCGAGUAUCGCUUUAGGCCACGACCAUGGCGAUGAGGACAUGAUAAAUCUAUUGGCGGAAAUAGAUAAAUGGUCGACUGUUGACUGGGAUGAAGACAUCAGCGCACCAAGGCCUUACGACGGGACGUGGGGUUACUACGUGUUCCUGACGAGCUAUGACGAUGCGACACUUGAAAAACUGGAGCAAGCAAUGGGGAACUGGGUGCGGGUAGUCGAGCGUCAUCUCGAAGCUUAUGAAGGACCGGAAAAUAGAAGGGAAGAGCUACGCAAACGUUUUAAGCUGGAACUGAUCAAAGAUGAGGAAGAACUGGCGGGUGCCAGCGAUCAUCGCGUGCGCGAGAACUUUCGCGCAUUGAUGGGUGGCCUUGACUUACUAUUACCCGGCCGCUCGUCGCGGCCUCAAUGCCGGUACAGUGUAUGUCUUGUGAUCGACGCAGCUGCAGUCAAUAUGUUGGCUGGGUUGCAGUUCCACACGGAUCCACGCAAGCGAGACCGGACUCUGGAGGACCUGACGAUCAAGGCUAUCGAUGCGAACUGGACCAGUGAGCAUGGGAGAUCAUCAUAUUGGGAAUUCGGAGGAACUCGAGACAUGUAUCUCGGAGUUGGUCAAUUGUCGAUCAACUGCCUGCAAGAAAUGUACCUAGUUAUUACCCGUGACGCUUGUAGCGCUGCAAUGUACGACCUUCAUCCACUUAAUGGAUACCCUGGCCGGUAG